Molecule: messenger RNA, 5515 nt
Organism: Paralichthys olivaceus (Japanese flounder)
Lineage: Eukaryota; Metazoa; Chordata; Actinopteri; Pleuronectiformes; Paralichthyidae
Source: RefSeq, a predicted model, not a curated record
UGUCCCUACAGGGAGAGAGAAGAACAAUCCAGCUUCCCCAGCCAAGAAGGGGCUGUUCUGUUGCCUCUCACCCGUCGAGGUGAUUGUGGGUCAGCGCUGCUCUGAACCUCAGUGCCACCACGAUCCUUUGUACUGUCAAAGACCCUCAGCACCCCUGCAGCGGCUAUUAAUACCCCUCAGAGCUCGCAGUCAACUCGCCACUUUCCAGGAAGAGAGAGAAUCUGACGGCUUUGUCUUGACAUCUGGAAGGUGCCGGAUUUCAGUCUCAGUCGGUGAGGAUCAUUAUGACGAGAGUAGACCAUAUGAUUUUUCCAGAACAACCUUGAAACAAACCCUGACAAUUUCACCUUCCAAAGCCUGGAACAGCCUCAUCACUCCAUGGGACUCCAGACCUGGCCGCCAAGCAAACCAGCACUGUCCUCCAUGGCCUGCCUUGAUGUGGAGACCCCCUCCAUCUGCAGGGGUAAUUUCAAAUCAGUCCUCCAGCUCUGUCUGCAGCAGAGGAGAACUCGGGAGCAGCUUGUGGAGCAAGGCAUCAUGCCACCUCUGAAAACACCUGCUGCCUUUCAUGAGCAGAUUCGCAGCCUGGAAAGAGCCAAGACAGGGAACUUCCUAAAGCACAAACUCUGCAGCAGACCUGAGCGAUCUGAGCUGGUCCGCAUGCACAUCCUGCAAGAGUCGCAGGCGGAGGCCUCCCUGCAGGCUACACAGCUGAAGCUGAAGAGGGCCAGACUGACUGAUGAUCUCAAUGAGAAGAUCGCCCAGCGACCUGGACCCAUGGAGCUGGUGGAGAAGAACAUCCUGCCUGUGGACUCUGCUUCUGAAGAGGUCAACGAUGGUGAAAAGUCAAACUACUCUAAAGCAGCAGAUGUUUACAGCUUUGAUGAGGACAGCAGUGAGGCCUUAUCACCAGAGCAGCCUUCCAGCCAGGAAACUCCCGGCUCCACUCCGACCUCUGUCAGGGAGUCUGCAGGGACUGGGGCCAUUUCACCCUCCUCUCAGUUAAACUCUGCCGCACAGCAUUCCCCACCAUCUAACUCACAGUCCCCGUCAGAUUUACUCAAACCCGUCUCAACCAAUGAGCAGCAAAGCAACUCACAAGCAUCUGCACCUCAGCCAAUCACCACUGUUGUGUCCAGUAUCACGCCAGGGCCAGUUCUUGUCAAGCAGAGCCUGUCCAAGCAGCCUGGCGAUAAAAGCCGUAGCAAAAAGAGCAAAGAGCCCAAACCGUGGGUGAAAAAGCUGAAGUACCAUCAGUACAUACCCCCGGACCAGAAGCAGGAGCUCAAUGACGUACCAAUGGAUUCUGCCUACGCCCGCCUCCUGCAGCAGCAGCAGCAGUUCCUGCAGCUCCAGAUCUUAAACCAGCAACAGCAGCAGUACAACUACCCGGCCGUCCUGCCUGCCACAGUAAAAUCAGCAACUGAGGUACAGACCAGCUGUUCCACUGUUCUGAGUGGAAACGCUGCAUCUGCCCCCAUACAGCCCCGCCACACUCAGAUGAACCGCAAACUGGAUCACUUACCGGCUAAUCUGGAGGAGAUGAAGGUUGCUGGGCUGAAAAUGGAACUAAAACGCAGAUCGCUCCCUGUUUCUGGGACUAAGACAGAUCUGAUAGAGAGGCUGAAGUUAUAUCGUGAGACCUCUAACAUCCAGACUGCUGCUGCUGUGGAAACAACUGCUGCCACAACGUCAGAAAACCCAAAGUUAUCCCCACCUGUGUCCCCUGUAGCCUCCAAGGUGUCCAGUCUGGGUAUAGAGGACAGUAGUGUGGCAGAGAGUCCAGCAAAUCCUUCAGAUUCUCUGUCUCCAGUCUCCACUGCUCCCUGCAAGAGCUCCCCACAGAGAGCUCCAAAGGAGGAGCUACCCACAGUGACAGGGUCCUCUGGGAAGGACUCUGAAAAGGACAAACGUCUUCAUGAGAAGGAGCGUCAGAUUGAGGAGCUGAUGAGGAAGCUGGAGCAGGAGCAGAGGCUGGUGGAGGAACUGAAGAUGCAGCUGGAGGUGGAGAAGAGGAGUCAGCAGGUAGAUUCUCCACCUCAGCUCAGCCCUCUCGCUCACAUCCAGGUCAAAGAGGAGAACAGGUCCCCCUUAAACUGCUCCGCUCCCUGUAGCUCCCCUUGUCUGCCAGUGUUGGUCAAACAGGAGGAGGCACUGGAUCAGAGCCACUCAGCUUCUCCAAAUCAAUUCCUCAUCAGCCAUCAGACCAUCAAGCAGUGUGUCCAGGCCGGAGCGCAGAUUCUGCUGCCUGCAUCCCCUCCUGCCUCAGCACUCACUAUCCAGCUCCCAGCCAACUGCAUCAAAUUACACACUACUGUUAGCAGCACAGCCCCAGGCCUCAUCCAGACCUCUGGACAGGUGCCACAGAAAAUAGAGGCCUCAGCAGCUCUACGACAGCAAUGCAGCACUCACAGUCCGCCACUGACAAAGACAUGGAGGAUGGACACCGCAGCACAAAGUUCACUCAGCACAUUCCCAGUGAGUGGUUGUCCUACAGGAGCCGCCGUUAACCAGCCAAUCGCUAAUGGACCAGUCAAUAAGUCUCCCAGUCACAGUCAACCACCAUUGAUGUUGCAUCAGCCGACAUUCAAAAACCAUGUGUCAAAGUGUAAGGACCCUCCGCGCUAUGAGGAUGCAGUUAAACAGACACGCAGCAUGCUAAUAGCUGUUCAGGGUCCCACUGCAGCCAGCCAGCAGAUGGAUGAUCUAUUUGACGUGUUAAUUGAGAGUGGUGAAAUCUCCCCCUUCAUCAAACAGGACCCCCCCAGCCUGGACAAGCCUCUCCCUGUGACAGCCAGCGUAACCACCCUACCUGUCAACAUGGUUUUAUCCCGCCCUCCCGCCAUGGUCCAAGUGGCACAGCCGCCUGCUCCGCCCCUCAAACCUUCGACCGGCUUGUCAGUGCUGAUCUCUGACACCCAGCUGGACACCCUCCUGGACUGCACACUGUCCGCCGACACUGAGCCACAAACACUGAAGCUAAUGGAGGAGUUGAACUCACCCAUAGUCACCAUGGAGGUGGACUUUAACGUAAACGCACCGCCCUCUGCUUUUACCUUGCACAAUGCUAACGUGGACAGCAUGGACAAUAUGGACUGGCUGGACCUGACGCUGUCAGUGCCAGCAGAGGGCGUCAACCCUUUGGACAUGUCGACAUCGGUGGGCGUCUUCUCCUCUGACUUCCUGGAGUCUCAUGAACUGUGUUGAUGGAAAUGAGGUAAUGCCAAUGCACAACUGAUGUGUUAUCAUUACAAGCUUAUUAAUCACCAUGUUACUCAUAUGUAAUCCAUUUACAGCAUAUUACUUGUAAUCAAACAGUACAUUUACUCAUGUAAUUGUGCAAAGGAGGUUCACAAAAAGGGACGACAUUUAAGUGAGUGUCCAGAAAGAGUUUGAAUCUGGAGUUGACAUUUUGGGGUAGAAGGAAUAGAGUCGGACGUCUUUCAUAACUGAACUGCCGGAUAAGCUUUGCAGAGAUGUAGAAGAGGCCUUUCUAAGUCAAGCAGAUGGGGAAAAAAAGACCUUGUUCCGGCGGAAUGACACACGAGCCAUGCACCAAUAUCUCAUCUAUCUGUGCGUCGCAUCCGUGUCUGUCCUUCAUCCCUUAUCCCACCAGGAGGAGUGCAUUAUGGGUACAGGCCGGGAAAUAAAUAUUCUGCUCGUCAUUCUGGGUCCAGAAACUGCAAAUGUCAGAUUUGUGCCUUGUACUCUCUGUUAUCCACAGAAUAAAUGGUUGUGUGAUAGAGAUAAAGUCAUGCAUGUCUGAGUUGGGCUGCAGCGAAUCCAUUAGAUGUUUUCAAACGUCAUAAACGGAAGAAAUCCACAACAAACACUUGUUUAAUAAACAUGUCAGGCCAUUUCAAAUAAACAUGAUUUUUAAUAAUUUAAAGAAGGCAUUAUGAUUUUGUCUGUGAGAGAAUAAGAACUGUUGGAGGUUUGGGCAGCAUUGCUUCCUUUAAACUCACUGGUUUGAGACAGUGGAUCCUCUUUGUUGCCUGAUCUUCAUGAAUGUACACAGUGCUGUACAUACUGAGCUGCACUGACUGUGGUAACAACAGCAACUACUACUACUACUAUCAAAAAAGAGUAUAAAAAACACAAACGCCCAAUUUAAAGCAAACAAGUUUUUAUUAUCUGCAGCUCAGUCAAAUCAUGUUUUAAUAUCAUGAGAGAUGAGGACUGACUCCUUGAUGUCAUGAUAAUAUGAAAAACUAAAUGUUACGGACAUUUGAACAGUUGAAUUAAUCUGUUGGCAGACGGUCUCCUACAGGAUUGAUCCAGUGUUUACGCUCCCUUUAUACUGAACUAACCCUCAUGUUGAUUUGGGUUAUAGUGACAUCUGCCGGCCACAUCUGGUUUUCUUUUUCAGCAAAAAGAAAACAACAUCUGUUUGAAGGAAAUAAAAUUAAGUGUCAAAGAAAGUGGUGCAGGACAGUGGGACAGUGCCUUUAUGGAUUAUGGGCUGGACUGAGAUUUUUACUUUUUUUAACUUGUAUAACUCUACAGCAAGAGACAUUAUAAUGUGUUGUUUGUAUGGCACAUGUUUUCCACAUUGUGUAUUUCUGUUAUCUUUAAUACAAACGUAUGAGCUGGUUUGGUUUUGUAAAUACAGAGAUCAUUUGGGAUUUCACAAUCGCCUAGUAAGACCUUUCCUCUUAGGUGCUCACCAUUAAAAAAAACUUUACAAGAAAGGUUUUAGUUUCGUAGUAUUGUUGACUCAUAGAGAACUGAACUUUGACACACUUUCAAUCAUUUCAUAGAACCUUGAAUUUGAAAUCAUACAGAUAAUGUUUUUUAAUCUCAUAUUAUCCACAUCUACAUACAAUCAGUCGAUGGAAGUCAACACUAUGUAAUUGUAAAACACUUUGGUUCACCGAAAGCACUGUUGUAAAGGGCUGUAUAAAUAAAGAACAUCUACAUUUACAUUUACAACAUCACUAAGAAUAAGAGCGUCAUCAUUAGGUCACGUCCGAGGUCUCAGUCUGAGCUUAAGCCCUCUUCCGCAUGCUUCUCUCUCAGAGUUUUUUAUUAGUUGCGAUUAAAGUGCGACAUUUGGGACACUUGUGUGAGGUCGAUUUGAAUUUAUCCAGACAGAAGGGAAGCAGACAACAACCUGCCACGCACCUGUAAAAAAAAAACAGAACAGGAGUGUGGGUCUGGUUACACACUAGUGUAAAAAUAAUUCACCAGGAACGAGGAGGAUCGUUUCAUACCCUAACAUAGCUGUCAUGAAACACACCAUCCAGGUCACGCUGCUGACGGAGGUGGUCGUCUCUGUUACGACAUACUGACGACAGUCAGGGCACUGUGUCCUGCUCGGAUACGAUGGAAGGUGUCCUGUGUCAAGAAUCACUUUAGGGGCUGUACAAAGAAGAAAAAUGUAAUAGUUAGUUCAUAAAACAACUUUCAUUUGUGAUCUGUCUAAAGCUUACAGGCAUCAAAACAAACGUUUAGGCUAUGGAGUCAAAAACGAAUAGAAAACUUAAUGAUCGAUGAACACACUUGUUUUUGUUCC